CUGAGGUCUCACGUCAUGAAACUGGCUGGGACAGUGAGAGGGCCUGAAACUUCCCAGCAGACAGCUCCAGGAAUCCUCUCCGACAGCCGGUGCCCCCGUCCUCCUGCUUCUCUAUGGUGUCCGGAGCCCAGCGCGAUGCCAAGGGUCAGCUAGCUGCCAUGUUCAGCAAGAAAAAGAAACGCAUUGAGAUCUCGGCCCCAUCUAACUUUGAACAUCGGGUGCACACCGGCUUCGACGAGCAGGAGCAGAAGUUCACAGGACUCCCGCGACAAUGGCAGAGCCUCAUAGAAGAGUCGGCCAAGAGGCCCAAGCCACUGGUGGACCCGGGAUGUAUUACCACCAUCAGACAUGGGCCACAGAAGACAAUUGUACGCGGCAACAAGGUGUCACGCGACGGCUCACUGACUUGGCUCCUGGAUGAGUUCGAGAAUAUGUCCGUCUGUCGCUCUAACUCCCUGCGUAGAGAGAGUCCUCCAUGUCCCCCAAAGGAGGUACGCGUCCCUGUGGAAAACGGUGUGAGCGACGGGCGUGUCCGGAAACUACGCGAAGAUGGAGUUAGAGCUCCAGAGAGAAGCAGGACAGAACAUGGAAGGGAUGGACCAAGGGAAGAUCGUAGGGCAGCCCCCCAACAACCACGGGGACAGGAGCCAAGUGGCAAACACAGACCGCCCCCUCCAGAUUACCCCAGGACAUCAGAGAACAGAUCCACCCGCUCUCAUGAGAGAGUGGAUGGAAGGAGAGACCAUCCGGUGAUGGAUGGCGACUACAGCGAACCUGCUGAUAGGGUGGUAAGGAGAGAAAAGGAGGACAGAAGACCAAAAUCAGCAUACACUGGAGGGCCGGGCAGCCCGCAGUCACCUCGGGACAAAAGACCACUGUCUGGGCCCAAUAUCCGCACACCAGGUAACCCUGCCGCGGAAGGAGCAGCGAAGCCGACGCAACAGGCAGGGCGGCCAUUCAAUACUUACCCCCGUGCUGACACCGACCCUGGCAGGGGGGCACCUCCACAGGUUCCGGAUUCUCGUUCGGCCAACCCUCUCGACCCCAAAGUUUCUUCAAGCAAAGGCAGUUCUCGGCCACCUCCACCCCUCCAUCCUAAACCUAAACCUCCAGAAAAGCCAUCUGCCAUCAGCCUCUCCCAGCACGGCUCAGACCCCCAGCUCUCCCGCCCGCCACAGACACAGCAACCUCCCCAGCCUCGUUCCCCACAGAGAGAGCCUCAGCGGGUGUCACAUGAGCAGUUUAGGGCGGCUCUGCAGAUGGUGGUGGAUCCUGGGGACCCCCGAUCCUACCUUGAUAACUUUAUCAAGAUUGGAGAGGGCUCUACGGGGAUUGUUUGCCUUGCUACCAUCAAGAGUUCUGGGAAAAUGGUCGCCGUCAAAAAGAUGGAUCUCCGCAAGCAGCAGAGGAGAGAACUUCUAUUCAAUGAGGUGGUGAUCAUGCGGGAUUAUCAGCACGAGAACGUGGUGGAGAUGUAUAACAGUUACUUGGUUGGAGAUGAAUUGUGGGUUGUAAUGGAAUUUCUGGAAGGAGGGGCCUUGACAGACAUUGUGACGCACACCAGGAUGAAUGAAGAACAGAUCGCCGCCGUCUGUGUAUCCGUACUGAAAGCACUGUCUGUGCUCCACGCUCAGGGAGUCAUUCACAGGGACAUUAAGAGCGACUCCAUCCUACUGACCCACGAUGGACGGGUGAAGCUCUCAGAUUUUGGGUUCUGCGCCCAAGUAAACAAAGAGGUUCCUCGUCGGAAGUCUCUGGUAGGAACUCCUUACUGGAUGGCCCCAGAACUCAUCUCAAGGUUACCCUACGGUCCAGAGGUGGACAUCUGGUCUCUGGGUAUCAUGGUGAUAGAGAUGGUAGAUGGAGAACCUCCCUACUUUAACGAGCCUCCACUCAAGGCCAUGAAGAUGAUUAGGGACAAUCUGCCACCAAAACUGAAAAAUGUGCAAAAGGUAUCUCCUUUACUGAAGGGAUUCAUUGACCGGCUUCUCGUGAGAGACCCAAGCCAACGAGCCAAUGCUAAUGAGCUGCUGAAGCAUCCCUUCCUGACCAAGGCUGGGCCUCCAUCGUGCAUCGUCCCUCUGAUGAGGCAGAACCGCAUGAGAUGAGCCACACGCGGGGAAUACUCAUCCCUUUACGCAGCCCACCAAAGACUGAGAAUAUCUGGGGGAGCCAGAACACUAAGGUGGCAACUCUGGCAUCUGUUCCUAAUGUACCAGGGUCCCUGGAUAAAAACUACUGAUGGACGCCACUCAAGGUUGUUGUCUCUCUAUCUCUCUUUGCUCUCUUCUGUUCCCCGAGAGGACUUACCUGCAGUUCUCCUCGCAGUCCAUGGUAGCCCCACAAUCAUCUCACCUGACCUUAGAGUGCUCAGGUAAUUUAUUUGUAACCAUGCACAAUACGAGAGAUAUAGAGAGCAACCAAGAACAAUGCUGGGGGGACCUGGUAAACUGCUGUGACGACCACUUGGCACUUGGACAGACACAAGACGCUCCCCCUCGUUCCUUACCUGGGACUUAACACUGGAAAACAGACGUACUUAGACUGUGGUUGGGGGCAUCUGGAAUAAUGGAGGGUGGCCGACUCUAAUUUCUUGUGUUCUUAGAGGCCGAAUGUGUUAUCCACCUCCUGGUCCUACCUUAGUUAAUGCCUACUCAUUUGUAUCAAGGGGCAGAGGAAGCCCGGGGUCAGAACGUGACCGCCCCUCUUGUUUCAUGACAUUUCUCUAUGCUUUGCACGGUUCAGAAUACCCUCAGAGAUCCCAGAAGCUCUAGAGCAGGCAUGCUCAACCUGCGGCCCUCCAGCUGUUGCAAAACUACAACUCCUAGCAUGCCCGAACAGCCUACAGCAGGGCAUUGUGGGAGUUGUAGUUUUACAACAGCUGGAGGGCCACAGGUUAAGCAGUGCAUCUUCUGUAGGUAGGCUUGUGUUGCCCUCAUAGACACGAGCACCUGGAAUUGCACCCGACCCUAUUAAUGUAUGACAUACCAGCAUCCAAUGACAUUCAUGAUGUACUAACGCCUGCCAGACAAAAUAUCUUACCCUGUCAUAUUGCAAUUGCUCCUUAGCAGACGUGAACGCUUAGGACUUGUAUACUGAGCACCUUCAUGGCGGAUAUUUGACUCCUUUACCUCUGUGUGAAAUGAAGUCCAUCAGAUGAUGUCUAAGAACACUACAUAUGAUAUCACUACAAGUAAUCUAUAGGGGGUGACUGCAAAUAGCGCGGUAUAGUUUAUGACACCGGUGUGUCGAAGCUUAGCCCACAUUCACUUGACUAGGAGCUUAGCUGCAGUACCUCAGCAUGGCCACUACUCAGUGUAUGGUGCUGUCUGCCUCCAGCUCCGUACACUGUAUUUUUUCCAGCCCCAUGGCUGCCUGAAACGGCUACUCUGCGGGGGGUGCUGGGUGUCGAGCCCCUACCGAUCUGAUAUUGGUAAACCUUCCUGAGGAUAGGUCAUCAAUAUCUGUAGCCUGGAGAAACCCUUCAACACUUGAAAGAUUUUAUGGCCGACUUCCCCACUAACCUGCACAUUCUGCUCGUCUGUGUUACCGCUGAGGAGAUGAAAGGCUGAGGGACCUGUUCACACUGUGUUUGAAGGAAGAUUUCCCUUGACUGGAGGCCACUGCAGGAGAUGAAGCUAUUCAAUACAGCAUACAGAGGUAUAGCAGCCCAACAGAGACCAAAGGGACUCUCUUUUGACCUCCGUUGGGCGAGUCGGACCUAAUGGAUACAUUUGAUGUAUGCUCCAGGAACUGCAAGGGAAGCAAUAGUAUCUCAUAGGAAUAAAUUCCAACCUGACCACACCAUUUUUCCUCCAGCCCCCAUAGAAAUGAGAUGGUUGGCGGAUCUUCUAAGGCCACCUUAAAGGCUCUGUGCACUUUUUAUUUCAAUGCACUGAGGCUGGGGCUACACAGGUUUAGUUGCGUGAUAUAAGAUCGCAACGUCACUCUACCCAGUAGCGCCCUAUGACCCUCGAGGUCAUGCUGCCGUAACCCGACAGUCGUCAGAGGUCCUACCCUGCUAGAUUUCUGUGCGACUGCUUUCCCCAUCAUUACCACUCUCAUCAUUCGUUGCAACCGGCAGCAAGAGAUUUGCGAUCCUAAUGUUCUGCUGUCAAAAUGUCAUGUAGCCCUAGGCCAGGGAUGGGCAAACUGCGGCUCUCCAAGCUGUCGUAAAACUACAACUCCCAGUAUGCCCAGUCUUUCUACAGCAGGGCAUGAUGGGAUUUGUAGUUUUACAACAGCUGGAGAGCCGCAGUCCUAGCCUAAUGCAUCCUACAAAAAGUGAAGCAUCAUCACAUAUAGACGAUUAAAAGGAUCCCACCGUUUUGUAUGUACAUGGUCGGUGCACUUCUGCUGCCCCCCUUCCUCAUGACUGCAGGAUCUGACUGCACAGGGUUUGUUUGUAGUCUGUUACCAGGGAGACGCAUAAGCUUAUAUAAGAGCUGUAGACACUGUAAGAUUAUUUUUAACCAGACAGCACAUGCAAAGUUCAUUCAUUUUAUUUUAAUUUUUUUACUUUAGAUGCAUUAGAGCAAUUAAACGGUUGUGAAACUGGACAUAUCCUUUAAGCCUUGCCAGCUUUACGAGAGUGGUGACGGAUGUGUUGAGCUGGCGAGGACAGAGGGUGGUGAUAUAGAUUAGCAUCGCCUGUCCCCUCCGCUAACAAUCCCUGUAUAGUUUACUGUUUAGUGUAUCGUUGCUUUCCACGGGGGUCGUUAGACGUGUCCAUUACAAUAGUGCCUUACGCCAUAGAUGUCCGUUGUCGGCUCACGGCUCUUCCAUACGACAAUCAAGGACCAUCAGCUCCAAAUCCGCGACCGAUUGAGCAAGCAAUACUUGUAGCACUGGGAGUGCAGACUGCGGAGCUCCCCUCUGCCCCUCCCCCAUCCUUCCGCGAGUGACUACUGGUUAUAGUUUUAUAUAUAAAUAUAUAUUUAUAAAGUGUAUGUUUGGGAACACUGCAGUAUUCCUGCAUUCUGACCCGGAGACAGAAAUAUGCUGUGACAUUGAGGGACUUGAAACAAAAAAAAGGAUCUCUGCUUUUCAGUUAAUUUGUACAAAUAAAUUCAACUGUAUUUUGCAUCUUUUGGUUUGAACAGAGCGAAAUAGUUUAAUGACUAGUUUUACAAAUACAGUUUUGG
This is a messenger RNA of Bufo gargarizans (Asiatic toad), 5144 nucleotides long. RefSeq names its product p21 (RAC1) activated kinase 4 (gene PAK4). Lineage: Eukaryota; Metazoa; Chordata; Amphibia; Anura; Bufonidae. Gene Ontology annotation, molecular function: protein serine/threonine kinase activity; ATP binding. The record is from RefSeq and is a predicted model, not a curated record. Bases 114 to 2108 code for a protein of 664 amino acids. Gene Ontology annotation, biological process: regulation of MAPK cascade; protein phosphorylation; intracellular signal transduction. Gene Ontology annotation, cellular component: cytoplasm. The transcript has 9 exons.